AUGGUAUCCUAUCGGUCCGCAAAGCUAGAAGAUCUAGCCCAAAUCCGUGCCAUCAACACCCACUAUAUCCUCAAUACCUCACUCACCUUUGUGCGAACCCCACCCACAUUUGAGUCAUAUGUCACCAAGUUGAACGAUCUCGAAUCUCGUGGCCUCCCAUACCUCGUUGCUAUUGAUGAAUCACCAAAUCUAGACGAUCAACAAGAUCUUGUUCUCGGCUACGCGUAUCUUUCUCCAUUUCGCCCGCAAAUGGUUUCAUAUGCUCCUACCGUUGAACUCAGCCUCUUUGUGCACCCGGAGCAUCAAUCUCGCGCGAUAGGAUCUGCUCUUCUUGCGAGGUUGCUUGCACUUGUUCGAAAAGGUGAAGUUCGACACCGUUGCCAGGAAAUGGGUGUCGGCAGUGAAUCAACCGAUCUCGAUCAAUCAGCUCUGGCCCCUGGUGUGACCCAGGUACGAAAUGUCAUUGCCGUUAUGGCCGUGGACCCUGAAGGCAAGGAGGAAGGUGAAGCUUUGAGAAAAUGGUAUCUCAAACGUGGCCUUGAUGAGUGUGGACGAAUGAAGAAGGUCGGUUUCAAAAGGGGACACUGGAUUGACACAGUCUGGCUGCAAUAUUGCGUCCCCGAAUAA
Penicillium canariense is the source of this 627-nucleotide messenger RNA. RefSeq names its product GNAT family N-acetyltransferase. The transcript has 2 exons. Bases 1 to 627 code for a protein of 208 amino acids. The record is from RefSeq and is a predicted model, not a curated record. Gene Ontology annotation, molecular function: acyltransferase activity, transferring groups other than amino-acyl groups. Lineage: Eukaryota; Fungi; Ascomycota; Eurotiomycetes; Eurotiales; Aspergillaceae.